AUGGAGGAUCCAGGACUUGAUGAAAUUGCUGGUCAAUUAUCCGACCUGGAAGUGGCACUUCUUCUGUGUCUGGCUGCUCGUGAGCAUUGCCUGAUCGAGACCACCAGUCAUGGUAUUCAUGACCUCGCCAAGGAACUUGCCUUGAUUGCCACGUCUACUUUUAAUUAUACCUAUUGCAUUGUCGAUUGCUCCUCGGCAACAUCUAUUGACGAUAUCACCAAUGAGGUUCUUACUCCUGAUGCUCGUACACAUUACCGCCUUCCGCGUCCCUGGCUGAACACUGAACCAUCAAGCAAACGCUCAUCUUACAAAAGCUUCGAUGACCCUAUCAAGGGACCAGCACCCAUUGCUCACCUCGCUAGCAGUAAUGUCGUCAAUAUCGUGAUCGCGAAAAACUUUAACUUCGUCAGCGAUGAUAUUCAAGUACACAUUCUACAGUUGAUGCGAUCAAGGGAGCUAAUCGUCGAGAACGGCGCCCUUAAUGCACCCGAUGAAUUCCUUUUUAUCCCUCUUGUAUCUCGAGACUCCAAUCAACUUCAACCACCUUUGAAGUUCCACCUGAACGACAACCUCUUCAUCUCUCAUUUUCAUAGUCCGGAGUCCGGAUACACAUAUCUCGAGGAAAAUGAUUGGCUGUCCGAUGGGCAGCUCUCCGCCUCUUCUGUUAUUCACACCUCAAAAGAUCUUCUGAAGAAGGGGCCAGCUAUUACUCAAAAUGUGAUAGAACAACUGCGAGAGGCAAGCGCUACGGUAUCAACAAGUGCUGAAGUUGUUCGAUACAUCCAAGACAUAGUUGUCUUUCUACGGCUCAGCCGUGCUGUUGCUGGCGGUAUAUCUGCCAAAGCUAACAUCCAAUUUACUCGAUUUGCACAACUUCUGGCACCGCUACAUGGAAUCGAUUAUCUUACUCCCUCAAUCGUGGCCCUGGCUGCAAAAAAGAUCUUCCGCCAUCGCAUCAUCGUCACAGCUCCGGGCCAAGACCGCAGUCUACAAUACGGAAGUAAUCUACAUGCAGUAUCUCAGGUUCUCACUGACGUCACACCCGAUUCAAUCCUAGAUGGUGUUCUUGCUUUAGAGCCACCGCUAUAA
Messenger RNA from Penicillium nucicola, 1089 nucleotides. RefSeq lists its product as uncharacterized. The record is from RefSeq and is a predicted model, not a curated record. Lineage: Eukaryota; Fungi; Ascomycota; Eurotiomycetes; Eurotiales; Aspergillaceae. The transcript is spliced from 7 exons. The coding region runs from base 1 to 1089 and encodes 362 amino acids.